AUGAGCUAUGGAGAACCCCAUCUCAUCGGAGCUUCUCUACCGGACCUCCCUUCGGACCACGGAACAGUGCAGCAAGCUCCGCCACAGGUACCUACGACAUCUUCUUCUACGCCGCUUGUGGUCACAACAGCGGCAUCCGAUCCAAAAGACAGUGCCAAACACGAGCGUGGUAUCCAGUGCGUUUUGAUCGCCCCAACGGACAAACGGUCUAUGUCAACUGGCGCGAUCCUUGUUGGCCCCGGCAAGGUGUCAAUGUCCAAGAACAUCAUAUGGGACGAACGCAAGUCUGCGAAUCUUGUCGGGAAUCUUUUCGUGUAA
Messenger RNA from Letharia lupina, 318 nucleotides. RefSeq lists its product as uncharacterized. The transcript has 2 exons. The coding region runs from base 1 to 318 and encodes 105 amino acids. The record is from RefSeq and is a predicted model, not a curated record. NCBI's taxonomy places the organism in Eukaryota, Fungi, Ascomycota, Lecanoromycetes, Lecanorales, Parmeliaceae.